This is a messenger RNA of Colletotrichum gloeosporioides, 1569 nucleotides long. RefSeq lists its product as uncharacterized. The record is from RefSeq and is a predicted model, not a curated record. The transcript is spliced from 4 exons. Lineage: Eukaryota; Fungi; Ascomycota; Sordariomycetes; Glomerellales; Glomerellaceae. The annotation marks the transcript as partial.
AUUCAAAUCAGUGUCUUCUACCAUAGUCCCUUGACUGGUGUCCUUGACAAUGUUCGGGUCGAACUGUACCGCAUUGACAGCCAUGAUGACCAACCUGAAGGAGAAGAAGCAUGCGGCAACGAUAUUCUCUUUUCUCUAAGGAAUUUGGAAAGAAGUACCGCUUCGGAAUCAACACUAAGCCUUGCCAAACUUUGGUAUCGACACUGCUCUGAGGGCCACAAAGAGUGCGCGUCUACACGAAACAAGUGGCUUCCGACUCGACUUCUGGAUGUCGGAGGGCUCGGAAGUACCGAAUGGAGGCUUAUUAUACCCGCUGAAGAUGUGCCACAGCAUGUCGAGUAUCCUCCCUACAUGACGUUGAGUUACCGAUGGGGACCAAACUCCGACCUUCUCCUUCUCUCUGAAACCAUGAUACCCUUUCUCUCAGGGCAGGCUAUCAGGGAAAUGCCACCGACAUUUCAAGGCCUGAUUACGGUGGCGCAUUAUUUCGGCUCGACACACUGCCUAUGCAUCAUGCAAGAUUCCGCUGAAGACUGGGAGAGCGAGGCGGCAUUGAUGGCAGAGGUUUAUAGCCACUCGGCUUGUAAUGUUGCUGCGGUGGACGGACAAAGCCCUCGAGAUGGUCUGUUUAGGGAUCGGGAUCCGGACCAACUGCGACACAGAAUAAUGCCUAGCAGCAUAGGCUCAUCAAAGGUAACGGACUACUAUGUUACCCGCAUGGGAUACUUUCAGCGACAACUGGACCCCGGUACCUUGAUGGAACGAGGUUGGUUCAUCGAGACAUUGACGAGGAAUAUGGAUUACUCACUGCGGAGGAGGCUAAUUAAUACAUGGGUCAGACUGGUAGGCAGGUACUCACGAUGCGAUCUCACCCGGCCCAGUGACAAAUUGGCUGCAUUCGCUGGAGUAGCCAAGUUGUUCCUCCGCGCAUCAGGAGACACCUAUCUUGCGGGAAUAUGGAAGUCAAGGAUUCUGCACGAGCUCACUUGGGUUGUCGUCCCACCUCAAGCCAGACCUGCAUGUGGCUACAGAGCCCCAUCGUGGUCUUGGGCUUCAGUGGAUGGGCCAAUCGAUAUCAGAUCACCGAAGCCACUUCAUAAGGUAGAAUAUUGGGUCAAGCUCAUUGAUGCCAGCGUUGAGAGCAUCGGGCAAGAUUCUACAGUCAGUGUCAUCGGCGGUUCGCUUACGCUAAGCGGCAUCGUCAUCAGCCGUCGAUACAUGAGGGCUGGAGAUUUUGAGAUAAUCCUGUCAGCAGACGAGUUUCCUACUGACACGACGCCUCCGAUAUCAGUGUCGGUUGACACGUUGGAUGAUCAAUUGGCUCAGUCGGGACAAGUCCAUAUUUUGCCCUUGAAGAGGGAGAGGUCUAGGAAGCGAAAUGCAGCGCGUGACGGAUUCGGCGUUGUGACAGAAACAACUGGAAUGUUGCUCAAGCCUGUCGACAUAGACACAGGCAAUGCGAAAGAAUACCGGCGAAUAGGCCUUGUCACCAGUAUGGAUGAGGAUAUUGCAGUAAUGUUGCAAUCUGCUGCUUCGAAUAGCACGAAAAAACAGGUUGUUAUCAUCUAA